GGACGCCUUCUGCAAUGGCGGCCACGUCGUCCUCUUUCCGGAGCAAGAAGCCGAGCAUGCGAUCUACUUGGGCCCAGGCUCCAGGGCCUCACCCUCAAACUGCGCCGUCCAUCCGCCGGCCUUCGUCAACCCCGGGGCCCCGACCGACGCAGCGGCCCAUGACUCGAUCCAUGGAGAAGCAGCCGCUUCAGUACUGGAACCAGCAGGCGCGGAAUUACGAUGACAACAUCUUCUCCACGAUCGAUGAGGACAAGACCGGCAUCAUAUCUCAGACCAUCGAGGCGUGCGCCCGGAAGGAGGGCAGCGAAGGUCGCUGUGUGGAUCUGGGCUGCGGCGCUGGGAAGUACCUGCACAAGCUUGCCAAGCAUUUUCAGCAG
This is a messenger RNA of Symbiodinium sp. CCMP2592, 377 nucleotides long. The record is from the annotation of a GenBank genome assembly. Lineage: Eukaryota; Dinophyceae; Suessiales; Symbiodiniaceae.